GAGGAAGCUGGAAGCUCCUCUAGUGUCUACUGUACUCCCCCUUCCUGCAAGCACCAUGGCGUCCAUGUGGUCGUCCUUCACCUACGUCCUGCUGCCGCCUGCGGUGGUUCUGCUGCUCUUGAUGACGAUCCCGUUCCCGGGCGUCAUGUUGAACCGCGGCAUCGUCAACUUCGGCGACGUGGUGUUCAACAUCCGCGUCGGCACGCUCAGCGUCUUCUCCGUGAUCACGGCCGUGUCCUUCGUCGUGCUGGUGGCGCAGACCAUCGACCUGCAGAAGCGCUACUCGCUGCCGCACGACCAGCACAUCGAGGCGCACUACUCGGCCGACCUGCAGAAAAAAGCCUCGCGGUGGCGAUCCGAGCGCAACUGGUGGAUCAGCGCUCUCACCUUCACGAUCUACUGGAUGCUGCUGCGCUUCCACGCCAUGAAGAAGAAGCUGCUCAAGGCGCAGCGUCACGAGGAUUAAGAAGGGCCCCGGCACAUUGUGCAUACUAAAUGUGGCCGAACGUCUAGCAGCAGCUUAGGUGCUGCGUGGAAGGACGGAGGUGUCCUCGCUUCGGGACCCAAACCAGUGAGUUUGCCUAAAAAAAAGUAGUCGAAUUUGAAUUCCACAUCAAAAU
Messenger RNA from Phytophthora sojae, 620 nucleotides. RefSeq lists its product as hypothetical. The transcript is spliced from 4 exons. Lineage: Eukaryota; Oomycota; Peronosporomycetes; Peronosporales; Peronosporaceae. The record is from RefSeq and is a predicted model, not a curated record. The coding region runs from base 56 to 466 and encodes 136 amino acids.